AUGGAUAAGCGUCUCCAGUGUUUCACAUUACAAGGAGUCAAAGAAAGGGAGUGGGCUCUUGAGAGCCAGAUCCGCUAUAUCAAAGUGACAGGAGGACCUGUUGGUAGGGAAGGCUUGUUAGUUGGACUCAAAUCUGGUCAUGUCUUUAAAGUAUUUGUCAACAAUCCUUUUCCAGUUCAGUUGCUAAAGUUAAGUGUUGGAAUUCGUUGUCUUGAUGUAAGUUCCAGCAGAACAAAAUUAGCUGCCAUUGAUGAACAGAAUACAUGCCUUGUAUAUGACUUAAAUACAAAAGAACUUUUAUUUCAAGAACCAAAUGCAAACAGUGUCUCUUGGAACUCAGAAUAUGAAGACAUGUUGUGCUUCUCUGGAAACGGUUAUCUAAAUAUUAAAUCCAGCAAUUUCCCUAUUCAUCAACAGAAACUAAUGGGAUUUGUUGUUGGUUUCAGUGGAUCCAGGAUAUUUUGUCUGAAAAUGAACUCCAUCAUGUCAGUUGAUGUUCCUCAGUCUGCCUCCAUGUAUCAAUACUUGGAGAAGAAGCUCUUCUUAGAAGCAUCCAAAAUUGCUUGUCUUGGUGUGACAGAUUCUGAUUGGAAUGCUUUGGGACGACAGGCUCUAGAAACUUUGGAUCUGAAGACAGCAAAAGAGGCUUUCAUCCGCACUAGAGAUUACCAUUAUUUGGAACUAAUCAACAACAUUGAAGACAGACGGAAACGGGGUGAAAAUGACAAUGUUGUCUUUUUAGCUGAUAUAUAUGCCCAGCAAGGCAAGUUUCAAGAAGCAGCUAAACUUUACAAGAAAACUGGUCAAGAACAAAAGGCUAUGACAAUGUUUUCUGACCUCCGGAUGUUUGACUGUGCCAAGGAUUUUAUUGGAUCUGGGGCUCCAUUUGACAAACGGCAACUAAUUAGCAAGCAAGCUGAUUGGGCUAAAAGCAGCAAUGAACCACGGAUUGCUGCAGAAAUGUAUUUGUCAGCUGGUGAAUACAUAAAAGCUGCAGAAAUCAUGGGAGAACAUGGCUGGUCUGAUUUAUUGCUUAACUUAGCUCAUAAAGUCGACAAGGGAGACCAUGAAGUCCUUUCACUUUGUGGUAAAUUCCUUACUGAACAGAAGCAAUACAACCAGGCUGCUGAAGUUUACACCAAGAUGGGAGAUGUUAAAACCCUCAUCAAACUUUGGGUUAUGGCUAAAAAAUGGGAAGAUGCAUUUACUCUUGUGGAGCAGAAUCCACAAUUCAAACUUGAUGUCUAUGUACCCUAUGCUCAGUAUCUAGCUGAGACUGACAUGUUUGAGGCAGCCCAGCAAGCAUAUCAUAAAGCUGGAAUGCCUGAUGCUGCUAUGAAGGUCUUGGAGCAACUAACAUUUAAUGCUGUCAAGAAGAGCAGAUUCUGUGAUGCUGGAUUCUAUUACUGGAAACUUUCCUUCCAAUGUCUUGAAAUGGCACAAGAUGACCCUAGCAAGGAAAGAGACUUGUUGGACAAGUUCCGUGAUUACCAAAGGAAAGCAGAAAUAUACUAUGCUUACCACUUCAUACACAGAUAUGUGGAAGAACCUUUCACAUCUCACAUGCCACUGUCCAUGUUCCACAUGGCUCGUUAUUUGUUGCAUCGUUUGAAUGGAGACAUUCCAGUUGGCAUUUCCAAAGUGUAUCCUUUUCUUUAUGUAGUUUUCUUAUUUUUAGUUGGCAUUUACUAUGGCUCUUUCUAUGGUCCACAAAUAUUCUGCUUAUAA
Molecule: messenger RNA, 1728 nt
Organism: Acanthosepion pharaonis
Lineage: Eukaryota; Metazoa; Mollusca; Cephalopoda; Sepiida; Sepiidae
Source: the annotation of a GenBank genome assembly